AGUGAAAAUCAUAUUUAUCUCUCUCUUUCUCUGAACCACCGUCGUUCCCAUUGAUUAGUCUUUCUCUCUCUCUCUCUCUAGAGCCGAUGAUAAACGACGGCGGUUUUCACCGGAACUGAGGGAAAUUAGCUGUCACAUGGCGGGUGAAGAUGUUUCGAGCAAUUUCCGAGCUUUGGUGGAGAACGCUGACCGGAAAUUCGCCAGAGUUCGCGAUCUUCCUGCGUUUGGAAGAGCACAGAGUCACUACUUCCAAAAGGUUUUCAAAGCUUAUAUGAAACUAUGGAAUUAUCAGCAAUCUUAUAGGUCGAAGCUGGUCGAGUCCGGUUUAAACCGAUGGGAAAUCGGCGAGAUCGCGAGCCGGAUUGGUCAGCUUUACUUUAGUCAGUACAUGAGGACUAGUGAAGCAAGGUUUCUUCUUGAGGCUUAUGUCUUCUAUGAAGCGAUUUUGAGGAGGAGGUACUUUGAUGAAGCUCAAGGGAAAGAUCUUGGUGCUCGAUUUAAGGAGUUAAGGUUUUAUGCGAGGUUUUUGCUUGUUUCCUUGAUUGUUGAUCGGAAAGAAAUGGUUUUGCAUUUAGCUGAGAAGCUUAGGGUUUUGGUUGAUGACAGCAAAUCUAAUUUCAGGGAGACAAACUUUAAGGAGUGGAGGCUAGUUGUGCAAGAAAUCACUCGGUUUAUUAAAUCUGAUACAAAUUUAACUUAUGUUAGGCCUCUACGUUAUUGUGCAAUGCUUGAUUCAUAUCCAGCUUCUCAAACAUAUCUAGCGCGGUUCCACGCUAAGAAGUUGUUUAAGUUUCGUGAUGCUCUUUUGGCUAGUUAUCACCGUAAUGAGGUGAAAUAUGCUGAAGUCACCUUGGAUACGUAUAGAAUGAUGCAGUGUUUAGAAUGGGAACCCAGUGGAUCUUUUUACCAAAAACGGCCUGUUGUUGAAGCGAAGGAGAAUGGUUUUGUGAUUGAUCAUACUUUAACUUCUGGGCUUAUAGAUAUGAAGUUGGCUGCUGAUAUGGCUGAUCCAUCAUUACCUCCUAAUCCUAGAAAAGCAAUUCUUUAUCGUCCCACGGUAUCUCACUUGCUAGCGGUUUUGGCAAUGAUUUGUGAUGAGCUCUCUCCAGAGACUGUGAUGCUGUUAUAUUUGUCAGCUUCAGGUGGUCCUGCUCGUGAAAAUGUUGCGCAACCAGAGAACUCUGUCGGUUCAAGCAGAACAUCAAAAAGCAAGCUGCUUGCACGAGCCUCCCAAGAACAGAAAAGUUACAAGUCAGAACCACAUAGCAAUGGAAAAAUGUCGUCAGGUGAUUAUUAUGAGGAUCAUCUCUGGUUAGGUCCUAGAGGAGGCUCUGGUUCAAACAAUCUUUACCCUGGUGAUCUAAUCCCUUUUACACGGAAACCACUUUUCUUGAUCAUUGAUAGCGACACUAGCCGUGCAUUCAAGGUUUUGGGUGGCGCAGAGAGAGGCGAGCCUGUUGCUAUGCUUCUUUCUCCUCUGAAGCCAUCAUUCGAGAACCCAUCUACUGAUGAUGAUACAGAAGCACUAAACGGAAGUCAGUUUACUUUUUUCUUAACAGCUCCUUUACAAGCAUUCUGUCAAAUGCUUGGCCUCUCAAACUCAAACCCCGACCCUGAAGUUUAUGAUGAAGCAGAGAGCAUACUUUCUGCUUCCUUUUCUGAGUGGGAAACGAUUCUCUUGACUUCCAAAGUCUUGAAUCUUGUGUGGGCACAGGUCUUGCCAGAUCCAUUCUUGAGACGGCUGAUUCUCAGAUUCAUAUUCUGCCGGUCUGUACUCACUUCCUUCAUCCGCACAGAGGAUCAUGACCUGUAUCUACCUCAAUGCCACCCGAAUCUCCCAGAGUCGAUCUCACCGGUAUCUAAACCAGUGCAGUCCUCAGUACAACGACUAGCUGACCACUUGGGUGUUGCCAAAUCUUUCCACUUCACCAAAUCAUAAAACUAGAAAAACCCACUAGCCUUUGUGGUUGGGAGGUUGGUGGGUGAGAUAGUAGGUUGUUUGUUCGUUUUUUAUAGAGAAGUCUGUAUUUUUUUUAGGGUAUAAAGAAAGAGAAAAUUGUAAUUUGGGGAUUUAAUUUAUUUUGAUUUGAUGAUUCUUUAGUUUUGUCCUUUGUAAAAGAUUAGAACCAGGUAAUAAUCAUUAGUCUCUUCUCUAGGAUGGUUUGCUUUGUGUACAAGGAGAGAUUAACAAUAUAUGUGCAUUCCUUUAAAGAAAGUGUGACAUUUUUGUUCU
Arabidopsis lyrata subsp. lyrata is the source of this 2233-nucleotide messenger RNA. RefSeq names its product protein SCAI homolog. Lineage: Eukaryota; Viridiplantae; Streptophyta; Magnoliopsida; Brassicales; Brassicaceae. Gene Ontology annotation, biological process: DNA-templated transcription. Bases 137 to 1939 code for a protein of 600 amino acids. Gene Ontology annotation, molecular function: transcription corepressor activity. The record is from RefSeq and is a predicted model, not a curated record. The transcript is spliced from 9 exons. Gene Ontology annotation, cellular component: nucleus.